Molecule: messenger RNA, 7942 nt
Organism: Daphnia pulex (common water flea)
Lineage: Eukaryota; Metazoa; Arthropoda; Branchiopoda; Diplostraca; Daphniidae
Product: restin homolog
Exons: 15
Coding region: 196-5901 (1901 amino acids)
Biological process (GO): protein import into nucleus; mRNA export from nucleus
Cellular component (GO): nuclear pore
Molecular function (GO): structural constituent of nuclear pore
Source: RefSeq, a predicted model, not a curated record
ACUUCAUGGCGAGUUUGCCAAUUUACCUUGAAGAACAACAGUAGAUCAGUUGCAACAGGUUGCAAGUUUGCUUGCACGCAUGAGCAAAAGAGAAACGACUGGGAAACGUGACCACGUGUUAAUAGGUGUUAUUAUGCUUGGCAGCAUACUUACUGGAAAAAUUGUAAACAUUUUGCCUGAUAAUAACUGUUGUCCAUGAAAAUGUCUGAAACCUCAGAAGACAUUAUUGAUAUUAUUGACUUAGUGUCUGACGAUGAAGAGAUAACACCAUGCCAAAAAGCGUCUCGUCAGAAUGUUCCUUCCUCAGAAGUGGAGAAGUGUCGUGAUUAUGUUUGCAUUUCCUGUAUCAAUAAGUCUCUAACUGAUCCUAGUGGAACCAGAGAUUUAAAUUGUAUUUUGUGUACAUUGUCGAAUUCAGACACAGCAGAGAAUAAGCACCGAUAUUGGUGUUACAUUUGCAAUAAUCUUGCAUCCCAUAAUUGCCAUACAGAAAAUCAUGAGAUUGAAAACUAUAAUCAUUACUACCACACACAAUCUAUAUUGAUAAAGUCCAAUAUGAAACAAACAAAUUUGGCAUGUGAUGAAGCACUUCAAGAUUGCCAGAAAACAGAAAAAGCUGUUGAAGCCAUCAUUGCUUGGAUUAGAGUACUUCUGUUGGGAAUGACUCAAAGAGAUUCAUCUAGCACUGAUGCCUCUUUUCAGUGUCAAGUUUUCAUCGCUCAGUUAGAAUCUCUUAAAACAGCUGGAGUGUUUCAUGUGGCAGAAGAAGAAGACAGUGGCAUUCUAAGUUACAUCAGUCAGCUUACCACUCAUUUCACUGAUAGAUCAACUGAAGUUCAAGCUGCUCAAACGAAAAUUCGUAAUCUCCUCGAAAAAUGUAGCAUUCAACAAGAAUCCAGUCAAUCCUCACAAUAUUCAAAUGGGGAAUCUUCACCCGAUCUGAUCAACAAACUCACUACUGCCUUACACCACAACAAUAAAUCUUAUGUUGAUGUCCUAAUUUCACUGUUGAAAGAAGAAGAAAAUCCAAAAAAUGACCUUGAAUUGGAUUUGAGGAACAGCGAAACUGAGAAUCCGAAGAAAGGCGAAAACAUCCAAGAAAAAAUUGAUGAAAUUCUCGGAAACUGUGAUCCACUUUCCUCGUGCUCAGGUAGUCUAGGACAUCCCAAGAGACGAGCAGAUGAAGAACCAGAAUCGGAUACUGCCAGGAUUUAUAAGAAAAGACGAGGAUUUUCUAAUGGAGAAAUUGCCGAUGAUCAACACGUGCGAACUUCUCCUUUAAAAACUCAAAGCCAUCAAAGUCAACCAAUAUCAACACCGUCUGUUGAUAACACCAUCAGCAAAGAAGCUGGUGCCGUGAUUGGUUCUGGGAUUAGUGUUGGCAAUUAUCUUAGCAAAUUCAAUGAAAUCCGUUCUGAUCUAGCGCAGAAUCUCCAAGAAGCUCAGAUUAGACUGAAGAUUCUUGAAGAGGGAGCGAUUACGUUAGGAAAUGAAGAGGCGAAUCGACAGAAAUUAUCGAAUCGCAUCGCUGAACUUGAAGCCGAUUUGGCCGCAAUGGUUGAAAAGGUCAAAUUGGCCGAAAACUCAGAAGCUAAAGCACGACAAGAAACAUCCAAUUUAUUGAAACAUGCAAAAGAAGUACAAGAAAAGUAUGAAAAGGAAUUAAUACGGCAUACUGCUGAUGUUGAGCAGUUGAAUUCUGUUCGAGAAGAGAUGGAGCAGUUGGAACAGAAUCAUUCUCAACUUGAAGCCAGACUUGCCUUGCUCCAACAAACUUCCAUGCAACUGGAGACUGAAUUUAUCAGUGAUCGGACUAGCUGGCAGGCUGAAAAAGAUCUUUUAGAAAAGGAAAGCGCUGAAAAAGAUCAGAGAUGUGCCAAAAGGAAGAGACUGAUCGGUGCAUUGCAAAAUCAAAUUACUUCCCUAAGUUCUCACAUAACUGAAGUGAACCGAUGUCAAGAAAUAUUAAUGAGAGCGCUUAGUGGGGAAGAUACCGAUUCAACACUCAAUUCCUCUGAUAACGAAGUUGAUAUACAUGUCAUGAACCAACUUCUGAAAAUGGUGCGCUGUUUCCGUCAUGAUAAGGAUAAUGCAGUAUCACGAUCUACAGUCCUGGAAACAGAAUUCCAGCGUCUGAAAAUGCAAUUAGAAGAAGCGGAGCGCCAAGCUAACAAAUUUCAGACCACCUUAAGUGAGGAACGAGAAGAACGAAAGGUCCUUACCGAUAGCCAUCGGCUUUUAAAAGACGAAAAAGAUAAUCUUUCUAAUCGAGUUGAAGAACUGAGCGUUAGAGUAAAUGCUUUGGUAUCUGAAUUGGAGUCCCUGCAGAGCAUCAAUCAGCAGUCGUCUUGCGAUCUGAAGGAGCUCACCGAGGAGAAUGAAAUGCUAAAUCACCAAAUUUCUUUAUGGAAGGCGAAAACUGACAUGUUGCAAGAAAAUGCUGAAAAGAUUAGUAAACAGCAAUCCAACGAAGAACCAAUUAAAAAACAGAGCAAAGAUAUCAAGACGUUGGCAGAAAUGAAACAAUUCAAUAUGCAAUUGAUCACUGUAAAACUUGAAUUAGAGCAAGCAGCUGCAGCAGCCAAAGAGGAUUCAGAGAAAUCAAAAUCAAGGUUGGUUGAAGCUCUUGCCAAAUUUGACGAAAAAACAGCCAGUGAAUCCGAACAAGUCACUCAGCUACAGCAGAUUGCUCUCGAAUACAAGACGCAGUAUGAGAACCUCAAAGUCCAACAUGACAACUUGAUUAAAGAGCACGAAGAGAUUUGCGCUGUCCAGACGACACGAAUUCAGGAACUGGGUGCUUCGAUUGGCAAGAUAAAUGAAGAACUGGAGGAAUUCAAGAAGAAAAAUUUAGUUCAAGAGAAGUUCAGAGGAAAAGUUCGACUUCUUAUGGAAGAAAGAAGCUCAAGUAAUCGGAAUUUGAACAAAAUGCCUCAGCUCGUCCCUAUAAACGUGACACCAGUUUUACCAUCAGCCACGUUAUCUGAUCAUCCUCUGAAGAAAAAUCAGGAGCAAUUCAACUCAUCAUUAGAAGAAAUCAACUCUCAUCUGGCUGUAGCGUCCCGCCCUGAUAUUAUUCCUCUUGCUUCUGCCACGUCUUCCGAUUCAGAAGCCGUCAAUGACGAAGCCACUUUCAAUCAGGAAUCAGACAAUUUGUUUGAUCGUGAAUUUGAAUUUCUCGUUCACACUCAAAACUGCCAGCAUGGAAGGAAGGUGCCCAAUGGAGAGCGCACCGUUUGCCUCUGCCAUCCGCUGAAAAUAAUGUUGAAACACUCAACUUCAUGUAAUGCUGGCGAAAUGUGUCCAGUACCUGAUUGUUGGUUUUCACUCUCCUAUCAAUCGGAAGAGGUUUCCACUAAAAUCGCCCGACUGGAAUCUGAUCUGCUGUUUGUGGUGGAACAAGCUGAAUUAGCCGAAGAAUCGGAAGCAGCUGCACAUCAACAAGCUUUGAAUGAAGUGAAGCGUGCUAUGGAAGAUCGUGAAAGAUUCGAAAACGAGUUGUUACGACGAACUGCUGAAGUUCAGCAACUGAAAAGUGACUUGGAGCAAACCCGUUCUCAGCUAACAGUUGCCUUAGAACAACUCAACAGUAGAGCUACGCUCGACGAAAUAAAAAAUCUGCAAUCUGGCAAAGAGAGUGCUGAAACUGAACUGAAACAAAUCAAGAAAGAAGUGGAACAAAUCAAGAAAAAUGUGGAACAUUUGAAGAAAUCCGAAAUUUCAGAAAAAGAAGAACGAGUUCGCGUAGCUGAUGAAGAGAUAAAGAAUCUGCAAUCUCACAAAGAAAAACUUGAAAAGCAUCAAGAACAAUUAGAACGCUCUCAAACCAUAUUGACCGCCCAGUUAAAAGAAUCUCAGAAAAUCAACACGCAGUUGGUUGCUGAAAAAGAAAAUCUGGAGGGCAAAGUUCGUGCAGCCACAGAAUUGAUAAGAGAACUGCGGCCUUACAAAAAAUUGAAUCAAACGCAGCUAGAACAGAUGAAGCAGUCUCACACCUCAUUGACUGAACAAUUAGCGAAUUCUCAACAAAGCAAUACACAACUGAUUGCAGCAAAUCGGGAAUUGGAAGAACAAAAUCACACUGCUGUAGAAGAAAUAAAGAGAAUGGAAUUUCACAAAGAGAUGCUUCAAUUGGAACUGGAAGGAAUAAAGCGACUAAAAAAUGAAUUAGUCGACCAAUUUACCGAAUCUCAGGUAACCAACACUCAACUAAUGGAAGCAAAGAUGGAAUUGGAGGCAAAAGUUCGCGCAGCUGAAGAAGAGUCACAGAAGUUGCUCUCCGAAAUGAAUACUGAUCUUAAGCAACUUAACGAAGCUCUCGAUGAAGUUACUCGCUUACGCGAAGUAGGGGCUAAGUAUGAAGGACUCAAGAAUUGCUACAAUAAGAGAAAACUGGAACUCGCAAGUGUUUUUCAAGAAAAGGAAAAUCUUCGCCAGCAAGUUGAUCAACUAUCAAUCGAAUUGGAAGAAACCAAAAAAGAAAGUCAAGCGGAUGAAAGAAUACGUAAAAAACCUCGUCUUCUUGUUGUAACGGAGGAGACAAACACAAAUCAGCAAACACCGCAUCAACAGGAUCAACAAAACGUUUCAGUGAUGGAUACGGCGACAUCAUCGAUUUUGAUGUCAUGCAACAAGGUUCCAAACAAGAGUCAACAGCAAAAAUCAGUUAGCACUUCUUUUGUGGCAGCACCUACUGCGGCUGUCGUUCCACCCUGGACCGGAACAAUGACGACACAAUGGACCGGAAUUGAUGAUAGUGAAAGAGAGCCAGUUAGUUUGGAUGUUGAGGACAAUCCGAUCAGCAGGAAAUUGUUUACUACACGGCACAAUGUCCUGAAUCACGCUCGAAAAUGUCCUUUAAGAAUGAAAAAGUCAAAAGACAAGUGUCACGUUCCACUCUGCUUAGAAUUGGCUGCCGUUUUGGAUCACAUAACGAAAUGUAAGGCGGGUGCAUCGUGCCGAAAAGCUCAUUGUUUAUCUUCUCAAAAGAUAAUUCCCUAUUGGAAAUUAUGUAAACAAAAAAACUGUCCGCUGUGUUACGUUAAUCGAUCGGUAAGCCGGAAAGCAGACAAGUCUGAAGUUCUUGAUAACAAUCCGCCGCGCAGUCCGUUGCAGAAGCUUAUGGAUGAACGAUUUUGUUCAUCACAGCGCUUUGAAUCCUUAGCGAUGGCUAUGUUGACCCAGCUUCACAACAGUUGGGAAAACAAGUUUGUUUACCCUUGUAAUAACUGCAAAUCGAAAGUGGAAACUCGAUUCCGUUGUAACGUCUGUACAUUCCCUGUUUUCGAGUUGUGCGUCCACUGCUACAAGAGAGACGGUCAUUGUCAUCAGAUGGAUGAAAUGGGAUUCGGUUUGGAUGUUUGUUCCUCGAAUGCAGAACAGACACACUCCCAUAAAAUUGAUCUAGUUGCGCGUGGAAUCCUGGCUUUGGCUCAUUCGUUGAAAUGCGACAAACUAAAUUGCGAUUAUUUGUUUUGUGACAGAAUGAAGAUUGCGGUCAAACACAUGCAUAAAUGCGAGAUCAGUGGCUGCCCUUUUUGCUGUCAGCUGGUUGUGUUAAUUAUUUAUCAUGUCAAACACUCUUGCCCCAAGUUAAAAUAUCCUAGAAACAACUGUACAGUGCCGUUUUGUAAUUUUUUGAACGGGAUGAUUGCUAGUACAACCAAUGCGAGCAUUAAUUCAGCAUUUGCAAACAUCGCGUACGUGACAAAACCGAAGGAUCCGGUCACUAAGGGUUGGAAUAUUUCUUCUAUUAAGGAAAAUCCUGGAGUUUCGGGAACUAACUUGGUGACCGUUUUACCUCAGCAUUCACUAAAGGAAACUGAAACGAAAACACAGACCAAUUCUCAGCUGAUCUUGCCGUCCGAGUUACGUAAAUACAGCGAAUUUGGUGUCUACUAAUUAAUUCAAAUGAUGUGCUACUUAAAGAAAUCAAGACGUUUUGGGAUGUGUCAAUACAUUUUUCUGUUUUUCCCAAAAUUUUAAUCGUUUUUUUUUUUUUUUUUUUUAAUUAAUUGGUGUGUAAGUUUUCGAUUAUCGUUUUGUCAUAAAUAUUUGUUAAGUUUCGGAUGUAGCUGCCGGCUAAUGUCGCUGUUUGGUUAUUGUCAUCCUCCCCAAAGAACAGCAGGAUAACAAAAGGUCAAAAGCAUCGAGAAAAGAGGAGCUUUAAUUAAAUACGGUGAUGGAUGCUAGAGGGUGUGCGUUCCCAACUGUCGAAAGUAAGUGUAAAAAAAAUUUCCACCAGGGUACAGUCCGCAUAACCGCUGCAUUAGUUGUUAGGGCGCCGAAGAAGAAAGACCUCUCGUUAGCCUAAUGCCAAUACUAAUCGUUUUGUGAAAUUCAAAGAAAAUCACUAAAUCAGCAUUUCUUUUUAAAACGUAAAAUGGGUGAUUAGGUUUUUAUUUUUAGGCUAUAUUUUUAGAAACUAUUUUUUUCUUAAAUCGUAUCAAAUUGUUUCACUUAUUUUCGUAGAUUGUAUUUAAUAAUAAUCUAAUAGCUUUAAACUCUGUGUCUUGUGUAAUAAUUUCUAAAUCAGGCCCUUGUUGCGAGUCGCAAACGAACUCGCUGUUCCUUGUGCGUUUCUUUUGGCUAACGAUGGCUUUAUUUUUCAGCUACUUUGCACAUCCUGUAAAAAUGUAUCGGCAGUUUUGUGUGGUAAUUUCUUGGUGAUGACUGACGAUAACUAUUCCACCAACAAAGAUCACUUGUUAAUUGUUUGAUAAUUGUUUUUUUCCCUACUAAAUCUAUUUCACGGAGAUGACGAACAUUUUUGGUUUAUAUUUUCGUUUUCCGUCCCACUAUCGUCCGUGGAUUGUAAGGGCUGUCAGUAGGUGGCUAAAUAUUUCAAUGUGUUUAGGGAUUGAACUAUUCAGCCCUAGUGUGUAGAGGGAUGUACUGGAGGGGGGAGGGUCACCACAGUUUUGAGACGAGAAACCAUUUGUCGUUCUUUUAUUUCCGAGACGCUGACCGAUAAGGUUACUCCAGUCAUUACUGCUGGGUACUUUCAUUCCUGAAAUUGUUCUUCAUAAAAAAAGGUUGGUGGAGAUUGUUCUCGAUGUGGAAUGCCAAAUCAACAAGAUGAGAUGAGAUACCAAGCCUCUGUGAAGAGGCCUCUACCAUGUUGCGAUAUGAAAAUGUGCACACUAGGCAAGCUGAAAUGAAUUUACUCGAGUUGGGCCUAAAAUUCAUGAUUUAGAAGCAAUUUGACAACUACCAACUGUUUCAAAUAAGCAUUUGUGAAAAAAUUUUGAUCACCUUGGGAAGAGUUACAAUUUGGUUUAUUUGAGAAUUUUUACAUAACAGAGCUAAAAUUAUCCAUUUUAUAUUUUUGAAAUUUUAUUGGUUUAUUAAUGUACUUUUGGCUCUUGCUUUGCAGGUUUCAUUGGUUAGCGAAAGUUUGAGCUGUUCAUGGUUGUGAUGUUUGGUGUGGCAGUCAUUUUCUGAUUGAGAGGUGCACUGAAAUGGAUCUUCUACAGACUUGCAGUUCAACAUCAUACUUCAAUUUACCAUGUUGGUGUCCAUGCAGAGUUGAGCUGUUGUGCAAAAUAAUAGGUGUUGCCUUGCUUUCUGGUAAUUUGUUGGUGUGUUCUUCUGCUACCUGUAUCAAUGUUGAGUUCAAUCGAACGGUGCCGUUCCGGACUUCAUCCAUUGGUGAAGCUAAGAAGAGGUUGCUGAACUUAAUUUGGUGCUGAACUUCAAUAGAUUGAUAAAUUAUUUAGUCUUAGAGAUUUUCAAAUUCAUAUCUCUUCUCUCUUUCCCCAAGUAAACAAAAUUUCCUCUUAGGUAGUUGUAUGGAUGGGGAAUUGCAAUAAGAUUUUAUAUUUUCUGUGAGAAAGCUCAGUUAAACCUAUAAAAAUCUUGUGUACUGAUUAACUUACAUCUACCAUAACAAAUCUGAAAUAAUCAAAAAUACCACCUUGUUACAAAAUAAAAAUUAUUGAAA